Molecule: messenger RNA, 1953 nt
Organism: Psilocybe cubensis
Lineage: Eukaryota; Fungi; Basidiomycota; Agaricomycetes; Agaricales; Agrocybaceae
Exons: 24
Coding region: 1-1953 (650 amino acids)
Biological process (GO): carbohydrate metabolic process
Source: RefSeq, a predicted model, not a curated record
AUGAAAUCGUCGCUGUUUAUAUUGCUAAUUGCCUUGAAGCCAGCAUUCGCUGCUACUGGACUUGCGCCUAAGAAGUACCUCAGUUUACCACUAGGCGCCGUCAAACCAUCAGGAUGGCUAUUGGAUCAACUCAAAGUCCAGGCUAAUGGUCUGGCAGGUCAUGAACACGAGUUCUACAGCUAUGUCUCACAGACUGAUUGGAUGGGUGGAGACUCUUUUUACUCGAACUUGGAAGAAGCCGGAAGCUAUUGGUUUUCGACUUCGCAGAAUGCCAUGGUACCUAGCGGUAUUUUGGCCAACAGUUCUGAAAUCAAUGCGAAGACCUCUGCAUUCCUGUCAUAUGUACUCUCCCACCAAGAUUCUACUGGGUGGCUUGGACCAGAAGUUAAUACCACUAAACCUCGCUUUCUAUGGGGAAGGUAUCCCUUCAUGCUUGGUGCUAUUCAAAUGGCCGAGUAUGAUUCUACAUUAACCACUCCUGUUGUUAAUGCUUUAUAUAAAUUUGUGACUCUGGCAAACACUAUGCUGCAUGCCGGUCAAGGUUUAGAGCAAUGGACAGAAUCACGAUGGGAAGAUUUCGUCAUUGUCCUACAGUGGCUCUAUGAUAACCAUCCCAAUGGACAGGAAGAUCUGCUCAUUGACACUAUGCAACAAUUGAGAGCCACCGGGAUUCCCUGGGAAAAGGUUUUCAGUCCACAGUACUUCCCUACAACCCCAGUCGAAAAUAUUCCAAACCCGCUCAACCUACCCAUCGCGUGGCAUGGUGUGAAUGUGGCAGAGGCGCUUAAAGCUUUGCCAGCAGCCUUCCGUUUUAGUCAUAAUCAGUCAGAUCUCGACGCCGCAAGUCAGGGCUGGGACUUACUCUUCCAGUACCAUGGUCGACCUUCCGGUAUCUUCGCUGCUGAUGAAUAUCUCGCAGGCUUGGAAGCUGCUCGAGGAACAGAAUUAUGCCUGGUCGUGGAAACUAUGUUUUCUGGCUCCUAUCUUUACCAAGUGAUCGGCGAUCCAAAGUUCGCAGAUAGGAUUGAACGGAUCACAUAUAAUGCCCUCCCUGCUACAUUGACCGGAGACAUGUGGUCUAGACAAUACCUUCAACAACAGAAUCAAAUAGCCGCCAAGAACAUGAAUCCAUCAUAUUCCAAUGUCUUCGGACUCGACCCCAAUUACCCCUGUUGUACGGUCAACCACCCACAGGGGUGGCCGAAGUUUGUCUCAAAUGCAUUCCUUACCACUCCUGACCAAGCCUCGCUCGUUAACAUUUACCUGGGUCCAUUCGAGACAUCGACAACAUUGAGUUCAGGGAACCGGGUCAAAGCCGUUGUUGAUACACAAUACCCCUUCAGUGAUACACUGACCACAACAUUAACAGCUAGCAAGGCAUUUACCUACUAUGUGCGCAUUCCAAGCUGGGUUGUUGGUGGAACUAUCAGUAUCAACGGUGGCUCUGCUCAGCCAGUCAGCCCAGUAAAUGGCCUCCAAGCUGUCUCGGCUGCUGCAGGGACAACUAAAUUUGUCCUUAAUCUGCCUGCCCCGAUCACAACUGAGAGCAGACCUCAUGGAUCUAUUGCCGUACACCGUGGACCACUUCACUAUGCAUUCGACAUUGCCAGGAGCCAGAAGGUUCUGGCUCAAAAUAGCCAGCAGCCACUUGCAGUGGACCUGGAAUUUGAUGCUACAGUUAACUGGGAGUACGCGAUAGAUCCAUCAACAUUGAAAUUCAAUUCUGGAAUCACUACUCCUGCUCUUCCAUCCCCAAUUUUCGACUCAGGGAAGCCGCCUCUGACAAUCUCUGCAACCGCUUGCCCGAUCGCAUGGGCAGUAGCCGGAGACACAUUCGCUUCGUCCCCCCCAACAAAUCCAAAUUGCACGGGUGCUCAAACCACUAUCACACUGAGCCCGUAUGGGGCUACCAAGUUGAGGAUAGGUGAAUUCCCAGUUUUCCAGUCCAAGUGA